AUGCCGAGGUCCUUCCUAGUAAAGAGCAAGAAAGCGCACAGCUACCACCAGCCCCGCUCAGCUGACGAGGACUACAGCCUGCGGCUGGAGACGCUGCUAGCUCAGAUCUGUGCAGGUAGGAGUCCCGCGCUCGCAGCCUCUCUUGCGGCGGACGCACCUUCCCAGGGACGCUCCUCCCCGGAAUCCCACCUUACCGAGGCCGCCGAUGGCACCUCCGAGUCAGCGCCCAGCUGCGAGGGCAGCGUCUGUGACAGGGUGUCCGAGUUUGAGGAUUUCUGGAGACCCCCCUCGCCUUCCGUCUCACCAGCUUCGGAGCGGUCCGUGUGUCCGUCCCUAGAUGAAGCACCCGCCUUCUCCGUGCCCUUCAAACCGUACAUGUGGAACAGCCUGGGCGGCUCCGAGCUGAGGCACCUUGUGCAGAGCUACAGGCCCUGCCCGUCGCUGGAGCGAACCUCAGCCCUGGGGCUCUUCUGUGAGCGGGGCUCCGAGCCUGCCCUCUACGGUGCAGAGUGCAGCUCUUCACUGGGACUGUACGGUGACUUCAGCUCCCCGGGCCCGGGGCUGUUUGAGCGGCCACCGGCAGCGGCACCCGGACUUUAUGCCGAGGCGCAGCCUGGGCUGCAGCAAGAGAAGGGGCCAGGUGGCAUCAAAGUGGAGUCAGACCUCUUGUGCCGCCCGUUGCUCAUCAGCGCUGGUUCUUACAAGUGUGUCAAGUGCAGCAAGGUCUUCUCCACGCCUCAUGGCCUUGAGGUACAUGUGCGCCGCUCACACAGUGGCACGAGACCCUUUGCCUGUGACAUGUGUGGCAAGACCUUUGGCCAUGCAGUCAGCCUGGAGCAGCACAAGGCCGUGCACUCGCAGGAACGCAGCUUUGAUUGUAAGAUUUGUGGCAAGAGUUUUAAGAGAUCUUCUACUCUGUCCACCCACCUGCUCAUCCACUCGGACACCCGGCCCUAUCCAUGCCAGUACUGUGGGAAGCGCUUCCAUCAGAAAUCUGAUAUGAAGAAGCACACCUUCAUUCACACAGGUGAGAAGCCUCACAAGUGCCAGGUGUGUGGAAAAGCCUUUAGUCAGAGCUCCAACCUCAUCACCCACAGUCGGAAGCACACAGGCUUCAAGCCCUUCGGCUGUGAUCUGUGUGGCAAGGGCUUCCAACGAAAGGUGGAUUUACGGAGACACCGGGAGACACAGCAUGGCCUGAAAUGAGUCCCAGCUGCAACACGGAAAGCACCCAAAACACUAUGAGAACAGACUCUGGCUUCCUUG
Colius striatus (speckled mousebird) is the source of this 1266-nucleotide messenger RNA. RefSeq names its product growth factor independent 1 transcriptional repressor (gene GFI1). Gene Ontology annotation, biological process: regulation of transcription by RNA polymerase II. The record is from RefSeq and is a predicted model, not a curated record. Bases 1 to 1206 code for a protein of 401 amino acids. Lineage: Eukaryota; Metazoa; Chordata; Aves; Coliiformes; Coliidae. The transcript has 6 exons. Gene Ontology annotation, cellular component: nucleus. Gene Ontology annotation, molecular function: DNA-binding transcription factor activity, RNA polymerase II-specific; RNA polymerase II cis-regulatory region sequence-specific DNA binding.